Messenger RNA from Nematostella vectensis (starlet sea anemone), 2648 nucleotides. RefSeq lists its product as uncharacterized. Bases 181 to 2118 code for a protein of 645 amino acids. The transcript is spliced from 2 exons. The record is from RefSeq and is a predicted model, not a curated record. Lineage: Eukaryota; Metazoa; Cnidaria; Anthozoa; Actiniaria; Edwardsiidae.
AACGUUGAAACUUUGAGAUUCUAUACUUAUAUCCUUUUGCGCCUUUAAACACCUCAAUGCAUUUGAUAAAGUUAAGACACUUCUGAUUGCAGCCCAAGGUUGCCUACCUUGGGUUGCCUGUGGUGAAGUGUGCGCAUGCGAGCAUGUGAUAUGUUGACACUGUUUUGUCGCCGUUAAGCCAUGGCCGAGGCGCCAAAAAGCAACUCCGAGCGCCAUAAAGCGACUCCUCUCAUUUGUUUAUCAUCGGACGAAGAGGAUGAAAUUACCUUCAUUAGGAUGGUAGCUUCUCGAGUUGUCGCCAAAGACGAGCCAGGCUUCUCUGGCGAACGGUCUAACUGCGCUAACACCGCUAGUAACAGCGCGACCAAUGCAAGUCAUGGCCCUUCGGAAAUGAGCGCUAGAGCAGGCAGCGAUUUUCCCAAGAGUUCAGCUAAAUAUCCAACAUUUGACCCGAAGAAAUUUAAAUCAAUGCAGGCUAAAGUUGCAGCAUCCGUCUCUAAGAUGAAAUGUGAAGGAAAGAUAAAGCGAGAAAAAUCACCCAGUGAUGAAAAUAGUAGUAGCAGUGAAGACCUAAAGACUAGACCACUUACGCCGAAAAAGAAGAUUUCAAGACCUGAUUUAUCUACCUCUGCAAUGAUGUCACCUUUAGACAAGCUUAAACAAAAAAAUACCUCCAGCAAGAAAAGAACACCUGUGAAUAGAAAACCAUUCUCCUCCCCUUACAAGGAUGGCGUCUUUGGAUCUCCUAGCAAGAGCACUACUCAGUUAACUUUGACACCAGAAAGUUUUUCCCCAAAGAAAUCAUGUAAAUCUCUGUUUCAAAACCUUGAAGUUUGUAUUGAGAGCGCACCCCACAUGCCUCCAUUACAUGCUUCCCCAGCAGUAAAAAGCUGUACUUACAGGAAAGCUACUAUGAACCAAAACACAAUGAUUUCUGAGUUCACAGAGUCACACAUGGAUUUUAUUGAUGCUGUGAAGGGUCAAGGUUUCACCAUGAGAUAUUUAGAGACUGUUUCAUCAUUUUUAUCAGUUUCCAUAAAGCCUCCAGCCAACCUUGUAUACAUGUUAUGUGACACUCUGCUUCAGAGUAAAAGCCAAUCUGCAUCAGAUAAGUGCUUUUGGAUAUUAAAGAGAAUUAUGGAAUUACAUCCAAACUGUUUUCCUGGGCGGCAAGAAAGAUUUGGAAAACUGAAUGAGAAGAAGGUGCAAAGCAGUAUUGACUGGUGUCUAAUUACAUCUAUUGUGGAGCAAAUGUUAGGCAAACCUUGCUUGUCGUCUUCAAAUGCUUUGAAAGCACUCGCAUUUCUUGUGAAUGUUAUGGAAACAGAGGUCAAGAUCAAGCAAUUUGCAAUUCUACAAACAACAGCUUAUAGACUGUUGUCUGUGGAGAGAAGCCCUAGAAAUGUCACAGAGGUGAUAGGUUGGAUUCAGUCAUCUCUUAACUGUUCUGAUUGUUCAUAUGGUGUUCCUUUCUCACCCAUGUCCUUACUGUACAGGCUACUCCAACUAAGUAUCACUGUCAGCAAGAACCAAGAAAGCUGUGUUGAUCACUUAUCAAGUGAACUGUUGUCAUGUUACCUGCAGCUCCAGUCAUUAUCAGCUCGUACUCAAUUGCUACAGUCAAUACAGUCUCAUUUAUUAAGGUGGAGGCUAGCCGAUCUUGUGCUUAUAGUCAGCUGCAAAUCAGAGACUGGUGAUGAACAUGCUACUGGGAUAAGCAAGAUUAUCACCCAGCAUUUCAAGCGAUUGCCACCUAAACAAGGCAGCACAUUGUCCCAGGAGUGUAAUGUUUGCUUACGGAAUUCUGAAGAGGUGGAGGAAUUUAUAGCACUCUUGGCCUACUCAAUGCAGAGCUAUCUUUUCUGUUACCACAAGAAACUUAGAGGGGAAUGUAGAAAAGCAAAAUUAUGUAGGACUGAUGGCACUGAUAAUGAGGAAAAUAGCUCAGACCAUGAUGAGUACUUUCUUUCAUUCCUUGACUUGGAUACUCUGUGUAACAUGGGUGAAGAAGUGAUAAUGCUACAUGGUCGUGCUAUGAGUUUGUGUCCGUACCUCACACAGAGAACACAACAGCUACUGAGUAUGUUAGAACUGGGAGAAAUGUGGCACUCAUGGUAGUUUGAACUUUAAGCUACAGUACCAUGGAUUCCCAGAGUCACAAAUAGCUUUUUAUUGUCAAUGGUAGCUAAAAAUGUUUGCUGUAGAUAUUUUUAUUGUUACUGUUAUUAAGCAAAAGCCAGAUCAUAAGUAUCACCUCAAUCAAUCAUUUUGUUAUAUAACAGCAUUAAAUGGUGCUUAUGUAAAAACGAUUUUUUUUACCAAAGAAGCAAUAACUGUUAGAUUUGAUAAAGAUUUUAUUUGUUUCAAUAACUAUUAUUGCACUUGAUUAACAAUUCCCUGAUAUCCUAUCUUUGCACCACACAGUGCUCUUUGGCCUCUCAUACAGUAUAAUGAGAAAGUUUGGACAUAAAAAGUCAAAGCUUUUAUUCAAUUGAAGUGCCAGUCUGCUCUAGUUUAUAGGAGUUCAACUUGUGUGCAAUGAGUGUUAAAUUUCCUGGGAAAAAGAAUGUUAAAAGCUUAUAUAAAAAGUUAUGUUACAAUUUUUUAGGAAUGAAAAAAUAUUAAAAAAUUAACUGAUAGAAACCAAA